Messenger RNA from Xenia sp. Carnegie-2017, 878 nucleotides. Its product is annotated as transcription factor Adf-1-like. Bases 11 to 385 code for a protein of 124 amino acids. The record is from RefSeq and is a predicted model, not a curated record. Gene Ontology annotation, cellular component: nucleus; transcription regulator complex. NCBI's taxonomy places the organism in Eukaryota, Metazoa, Cnidaria, Anthozoa, Malacalcyonacea, Xeniidae. Gene Ontology annotation, biological process: regulation of transcription by RNA polymerase II. The transcript has 2 exons.
GGCAGCAGCAAUGGAAGGGUUCGAAGAAAAAUUAGCAGAAGAAGUCCGAAAAUAUGGUCAUCUUUACGAUUCUUCGAGACGAGAUUAUAAAGAUACUCAGAAAACCAAUAAUUCUUGGAAUGAAAUAGCGAGAAACCUUAACACAAAUGAACAAAUUUGUCGACAGAAAUGGAAAAAUUUGAGAAAUCGUUACACCAAAGCAAAGAAACGAAUGAAGUCUAGAAGUGGAGAUGCUGGUGGCAAAUCUAUCCCACCGAUAUUCCUCAGUCUGUCUUGGUUGUCUGAUCAAAUAAAGCAUAGGGACACAGAAACUAAUUUUCGGGAGGAGAACACUGAAGAACCUAUAACAACAUCAGAAUCCCUUCCACUAGGAGAAAUUUUGUGACGAUAAAUAUGGAGGAGUUUGACCUAACCGCAUGGUCUCCCUCAACAAGUAGAAGCGAUUCAAAUGUCAGUGAAAAUUCGUGUACAACACCUACAUUACCUACCAAACCUACCACACCAGUAAGUAGUGACCCAUCUGCCCCUUCCACAAUUGCUUUGAGUAGAGCUGUGGUAAACCCGACCAAGGGCUAUAGAAAGAGAUCUGCACAUUUAGAGACAUUAGUUUGUGAAAGACUUGAUUCUUUGAAAAAGAUUAGAGAAGAAAGAGAAACAAAACAUAUGAAAAUUGAUGAAGAAAGUCGCUUUUCAGAUACAGUGGCUGACACUCUCCGAAAGCUUCCAGGCAAGUUGAAAUCUGAAGCUAAAUUUUCCAUUCAUAAAAUAUUGUUUGAAAUGGUAAUUUUCAAUUACCCUUCUAGCUCUGGAAUGGCGGUAGUUAUAAAUUUUCUUGGGAUUGUCAAGGUUAUUACCUUAAGAGUAAAUAGAACAAAAAU